CAAAACUUAGGAGGUCAAGAGAAGGAACCCAAGAAGCUGAGCUGAAGGAAGUUGAGAAGGUGAAUUAUAGUGAUAACCAGAAGGGAUAUCAGGAAAGAUGCCUUCACAGAAGAUCAAAACAGGUCACCAGGACACAGUCCAUGAUGUUGCCAUGGAUUACUAUGGAAAGAGAGUGGCAACAGCUUCAUCUGAUAGCACCGUUAAGAUAAUUGGUGUUAGCAAUAAUGCUUCACAACACCUUGCUACUUUGACUGGCCAUCAAGGCCCUGUUUGGCAGGUUGCUUGGGCACACCCCAAGUUUGGAUCAAUCCUUGCUUCUUGUUCCUGUGAUGGCCGAGUGAUAAUCUGGAAGGAAGGAAAUCAAAAUGACUGGACACAAGCUCAUGUUUUCAGUGAUCAUAAAUCAUCUGUCAACUCCAUUGCCUGGGCACCUCAUGAACUUGGCCUCUGCUUGGCUUGUGGAUCCUCUGAUGGGAAUAUCUCUGUCUUCACUGCUAGGUCUGAUGGCGCUUGGGACACCACAAAGAUAGAUCAAGCUCACCCUGUUGGAGUAACCUCAGUUUCAUGGGCCCCAUCAAUGGCCCCUGGUGUUCUGGUUGGAUCUGGUCUGCUGGAUCCUGUUCAGAAGCUGGUUUCUGGUGGCUGUGAGGCUGUGAUAAUACUGUGAAGGUGUGGAAGCUAUACAACGGGAAUUGGAAGAUGGACUGUUUCCCUGCU
Messenger RNA from Vitis riparia (riverbank grape), 717 nucleotides. RefSeq names its product protein transport protein SEC13 homolog A-like. Gene Ontology annotation, molecular function: protein binding; structural molecule activity. Gene Ontology annotation, biological process: protein import into nucleus; COPII-coated vesicle budding. The coding region runs from base 98 to 667 and encodes 189 amino acids. The transcript has a single exon. The record is from RefSeq and is a predicted model, not a curated record. Lineage: Eukaryota; Viridiplantae; Streptophyta; Magnoliopsida; Vitales; Vitaceae. Gene Ontology annotation, cellular component: COPII vesicle coat; nuclear pore outer ring.